Molecule: messenger RNA, 327 nt
Organism: Rangifer tarandus platyrhynchus (Svalbard reindeer)
Lineage: Eukaryota; Metazoa; Chordata; Mammalia; Artiodactyla; Cervidae
Source: the annotation of a GenBank genome assembly
AUGAGGGUCCCCCCAGGAAUUGAAUCUGCCCAGAAUGAGGGUCCCCCCAUAACUAGAUCUGCCCAGGAUGAGGGUCCCCCCGGAACUGGAUCUGCCCAGGAUGAGGGUCCCCCCAGAACUGAAUCUGAAAGCCAGGAUGAGGGUUCCCCCAGAACUGAAUCUCCCCAGGAUGAGGGUCCCCCCGGAACUGGAUCUGCCCAGGAUGAGGGUCCCCCCGGAACUGAAUCUGAAAGCCAGGAUGAGGGUUCCCCCAGAACUGAAUCUCCCCAGGAUGAGGGUCCCCCCGGAACUGGAUCUGCCCAGGAUGAGGGUCCCCCCUGGAACUGA